AUGUCAGAAGAUAACUCGGAAAAUUCGGUUGGAUCACCUGAAGGUUCCAAAGAGAUGAAUUCUACAGAAAAUCAUAAAUCUGCUGAAUGGGAAUCUCAACCUGAUUCCCAACCGAGAUCCAAUGAAAGUCAGCCCAGCAAUUCUGAUCCCGAUAAAAGCGAUUCCUCUGACACACCAAGUGUUUAUGAUAAUAAGGAAAAGGGUAACGAGUUAUUUUCCAAAGGUGACAUUGAUGGCGCCAUUGAGAAGUGGUCUAAGUCCAUAAACUCACUUUCUUACAUUUUAAACAAGUCCAAAGCUGAGAAUAAUUCUGUUACUGAGGACUCCCUGACCGAGUACACAAAAAUGUACGUCACCCUAUGUUCUAACCUAUCGUUGGCAUUUUUGAAAAAAGAAGACUUUACCAAGUGCAAGGAGUACUGUCAGUAUGUUUUAAUGUACGAUGAGAAGAAUCUAAAGGCUCACUUGAGGAUUGUCCAGGCUGAUAUAAAACUAAAAAACCUUGAUAAUGCCUUAUCAAAUUGUGAGAAGGGUUUAAAACUAAACCCUGAAGAUAACGAGUUAAAGGGGUUGAAAACCGUCAUUAACGAUCUUUUGAAGAAACAGAAGAAGGUUGACGCUGUUUUCGCCAGGAAAGUUUUUAAGAAAAUCGAGCCUGACCCUCGGACUGCGCCUGACCCAUUUGAGGAGCUCAAGAAGACCAAGUUUUACCGUAUCAACUAUGCUAUCUAUAUGAUGUACUUAAGGCUGUUCCUUAUUAUUAAAUUCGGCUGGGACUACUUCAAGAGAGGUGUCUUGUUUUCUUUCGACUACUAUUCCAAGGUCAGCUCUCGUCUCAGACGGUUCUUCAGCAAAUCCAAGCAAGAUUAG
Theileria parva strain Muguga is the source of this 870-nucleotide messenger RNA. Its product is annotated as Tetratricopeptide repeat family protein. The transcript has a single exon. Gene Ontology annotation, molecular function: protein binding. Bases 1 to 870 code for a protein of 289 amino acids. Lineage: Eukaryota; Apicomplexa; Aconoidasida; Piroplasmida; Theileriidae. The record is from RefSeq and is a predicted model, not a curated record.